Messenger RNA from Adelges cooleyi (spruce gall adelgid), 4074 nucleotides. It is a transcript of the gene mle, whose product is annotated as dosage compensation regulator. The transcript is spliced from 23 exons. Gene Ontology annotation, molecular function: 3'-5' DNA helicase activity; double-stranded RNA binding; ATP binding. The record is from RefSeq and is a predicted model, not a curated record. Gene Ontology annotation, cellular component: ribonucleoprotein complex; nucleolus; intracellular anatomical structure. The coding region runs from base 211 to 3924 and encodes 1237 amino acids. Lineage: Eukaryota; Metazoa; Arthropoda; Insecta; Hemiptera; Adelgidae. Gene Ontology annotation, biological process: positive regulation of transcription by RNA polymerase II; regulation of mRNA processing.
UGUUGGUUCAUUUUUCUUUUUAAAACAUCACAUUUAACAUUUAAAAAUUUUUUGGUUUUGUCUAGCAUAACAGUUCCUCUUUAGUCUUUCAAACUUACUGUUUAAUAAUAAGUAAAAGUGAUAAUACUGAAUAACUACUAAGUAAUUGAUUGAAGUAUAUUUUGAAAAAUCAACUGUAUUAACAGAAUAUUUAAAGAAUAAAAAAGUACUAUGGCUAACCCAAAAGCAUAUUUACAUGAAUGGUGUUCAAAAAAAUCGUUGGAACCACAAUUUGAAGUCAAACAAUCUGGCAAUAAAUUUGGUCAGCGUUUUAUUUGUGAACUUUCGGUACCGGGCUAUAAUUAUGUUGGAGCCGGAAAUUCUACCAAUAAAAAAGAUGCUCAAGCAAAUGCAUCAAAAGAUUUUCUUCAAUUUUUGAUUCGUCAAGGAGCCAUCAGUGCUGAUUCACUUCCAGGUAACAUUAUAAAUAGUGCUCCUAUGGGUAAUACGUCAGCUACUUUUACUUCACGGCUAAUGAGUAAUAUACCAGAAAGAUCAGUGUAUCAACAAGGGCAGACUCCUAAUAUGUUAGGUGAAGCGUAUAGACCUAUUGGAAGAGAAGAUUUUCAGUUUAAAGACUUCUUACUUAACCAAGGCCAAAAAGUUGAAGAGGCAGAGAGUUUAGACGUAAAUGCUGCUGUACAUGGAAAUUGGACUAUCGAUAAUGCUAAAUCACGCUUAAAUCAGUAUAUACAAACAAACAAGUUAAAAGAACUAGAUUACAAGUACAGUUUUAUGGGAAAAAGUUUUGUUGCUGAAAUGUCAAUAUUUGUGGCCAAACUUAGAAGAAAUGUAACUGCUCGCGAGAGUGGUUCAAAUAAACAAUCGGCAUCUAAGAGUUGCGCUCUAUCUUUGGUUCGACAGUUAUAUCAUUUGGGAGUGAUUGAAGCGUUUACUGGUACACUAAAAAAAAGUGUUAAUCAGUUAAUUGAACCCUAUGAAGUUAAUGUCGAUCCAGGUAUAAUUAACAAUGUUAAUGAUGUAUUGCAGGAGUUUAAAAUUGAACCCAUUUCAGUUAUUAAGAAUGAUAACGAUGUUCAACCUGGAGAUGCUAUGUCACUUAUUACCAAUCAAGUGCUCUUCGAUUUUCAAGAACCUAAACCAUUUAGGGCAAGUGGAGUUAUACCGUGGUCACCGCCACAACCCAACUGGAAUCCUUGGUUAGCGAUUAACAUUGAUGAAGGCCCUCUAGCAACAGCCACAUUAAAACAACUGAGUGAAGAAAUGGCUAAAGAUCAUUUUGAAAAAUUUGAUUCUUUGUGCGGCUUAAAAGAAAGUAUUGAGGAGCGUAGUGCGCUACCAGUGUAUGCUAACAAAAACCAAAUCUUGAACACUAUAAAAAAUAAUUCAAUUGUUAUUAUACAAGGAAGUACAGGUUGUGGAAAAACUACCCAGGUUUGUCAAUUUAUUCUUGAUGAAUAUAUUACGAGUCGUCAGGGUUCAGACUGUAAUAUUAUAUGCACACAACCGAGGAAAAUUUCAGCUAUUUCUGUUGCUGACCGUGUGGCUUCUGAAAGAGUAGAAGAUAUUGGUCAAAGUGUUGGAUAUAGUGUUCGGUUCGAUAGUGUAUUCCCUCGACCAUAUGGUGCAAUUUUGUUUUGUACAGUCGGUGUAUUGUUACGUAAGCUGGAAGCUGGUAUGCGAGGUAUAUCACAUAUAAUUGUUGACGAAAUUCACGAGCGUGAUGUUAAUAGCGAUUUUCUCAUGGUUGUGCUGAAGGAUAUGGUUUAUAAUUAUCCUGAUCUCAGAGUUAUAUUUAUGUCCGCUACUAUUAACACCAAUUUGUUUACUAAGUAUUUUAAUAAUUGUCCAGUCAUUGAUGUGGAAGGGAGUUGUUUUCCUGUUAAGGAGUACUUCUUGGAAGAUAUUGUGGAGGUAUUAAAUUAUAAGCCAGUUCCGUACAAUAGAAAAGAUAAAAAUAAAGACAAAGAAGAAGAAACUAUUGUAGCGGGACAAGAACAAGAAGAGAAUUGUAAUUUGGUUGUGCCCGAACAGUAUUCUGCUGAUGUACGAGCAAAUGUAGCGAUAAUGAGUGAAAAGGACAUUGAUUUUGAUAUUGUAGAAGCCUUACUAAUGCACAUUGAAAAUAAUAUGAAGGUACCAGGUGCCGUUUUAAUAUUUUUGCCAGGAUGGAAUUUGAUUUUUGCACUGAACAAAUACUUGUCUCAAAAACCUUUUUACGCAUCUGGAAAGUUUUGUAUUUUACCACUUCAUUCGCAAAUUCCUUGUGCUGAUCAAAGGAAAGUUUUUGCACCUGUUCCUCCUGGUGUACGAAAGGUAAUUUUGUCCACAAAUAUAGCUGAAACAUCAAUAACUAUAAAUGAUGUAGUUUUCGUAGUUAACUGUGGCAAAGCGAAAAUAAAAUUAUUUACCACACAUAAUAAUAUGACCCAUUAUGCUACUGUAUGGGCUUCUAAAACCAAUAUGCAACAGAGAAAGGGUCGUGCAGGCCGUGUAAAACCAGGCUACUGUUUUCAUUUGUUUACAAAGGCUCGUUAUGAUAAACUUGAUGACCAUAUAGUACCAGAAAUAUUUCGUACACCUUUGCACGAAAUCGGUUUAGCUAUAAAAUUAUUACGCCUCGGAGAUAUUGGACAGUUUCUUAGCAAAGCUAUUGAACCACCUCCUAUUGAUGCUGUUAUUGAGGCUCAAGUGAUGCUCAAAGAAAUGAAAUGUUUGGGAAGUAAUGAUGAACUUACACCGCUUGGCUGUAUCCUAGCAAAAUUACCCAUUGAACCUCAAAUCGGCCGUAUGAUGAUUUUAGGCAACGCUUUAAUGCUCGGUAAUCCCAUUUCUAUAAUAGCCGCUGUGUGUUCUAAUAUGUCAGACGUUUUUGAAUUUGAUCAUAGAAUGACACCAGCUCAGCGGGCACUAUCGGGAAAUCGCUGUUCAGAUCAUUUAACCGUAUUGAAUGCUUUUCAACAGUGGGAGUCAUUGUACCAACGUAACAUUGACACAACUGAAUAUUGUGCACGUAAAAUGUUAUCUCAGCCCUCACUGACAACUACAGCAGACGUUAAAGAUCAGCUAAGAGAUCUUUUUAUCAAACUUGGAUUUCCUGAAGAAUGUUUUGAAACACAACGUUUUGAUUUCGGUAAAUUUGGUGUAUACGACGAGCCAUUAUUGGAUGUUAUUUCUGCAAUCUUAACUAUGGCGUUUUAUCCAAAUGUCUGCUAUCAUAAAGAAAAACGAAAGGUAUAUACAACUGAAGGAAAACCCGCACUUAUUCAUAAAUCUUCUGUCAACUGCACAAAUUUCAUGUCUGGAUCUUUUCCAUCACCAUUUUUUGUGUUCACUGAAAAAGUACGAACUAGAGCGGUGUCAUGCAAACAAAUGACUAUGGUCACACCUAUUCACCUCUUGUUAUUUGGAGCCAGAAAAAUUGAGUACACCAACAAUUAUAUUUGUCUUGAUAAUUGGAUAAAUUUAAAAAUGGAUGUCAACUCUGCUGCUGCUAUUGUAGCUUUACGUCCAGCCAUCGAAGGACUAAUUAUUAACAUUUCUGAAAACCCAGAAUUUAUAUUGACUAUGGAUGAGACUAAUGUAAAACUUUUAAAUACUCUGAAAGAAUUGUGUAAUUUUAAUACAGGAAGAUAUAACCUUUCACCUAUAUCAUUUGCUAAUAACAGUGGUAGUUCAUUCCGUAAAAGACCAAUGAGUGAUGACUUUAACUUGGGUGCACCGGAUUCCAAAAUAAUGUUUUCCAACAACCUAAAGUUUGAUCAAAGUAACAAUGCUUAUGGCAGAGGUACUUUUCAUAAUCAGCGUUAUAAUAACAGGGGAAAUUUUAGUCCGAGACGUGGAAACUUUGGAAGAGGUUUCAAUAGAGGAUUUGGUAACAACCGAGGAUUUGGUGGCGGAUACAGAAGUAGAGGACCUUACUAAUUUUUCAAUAUUUUUUGUACAUCUAAGACUUGAAGACAUAAAUUGUCACAUUUUUUUAAUACUACAAAUAACAUUUUGAUUAGUUCGUUUUUUGUAACAACAAUUUAUUGUAUGUAUCAUAAUAAAUUACAAUUUACUGUGUAUUAUAAA